This is a messenger RNA of Neopsephotus bourkii (Bourke's parrot), 1324 nucleotides long. It is a transcript of the gene SPP1, whose product is annotated as secreted phosphoprotein 1. Gene Ontology annotation, molecular function: extracellular matrix binding. Bases 160 to 1062 code for a protein of 300 amino acids. NCBI's taxonomy places the organism in Eukaryota, Metazoa, Chordata, Aves, Psittaciformes, Psittacidae. The transcript is spliced from 7 exons. Gene Ontology annotation, biological process: osteoblast differentiation; ossification; positive regulation of bone resorption. The record is from RefSeq and is a predicted model, not a curated record.
CAGGGUUUAAAUUCCCCGAGGUCAGAGAUGUGAGGCAGACAGGGCACAAGGGGAGAAAGCCCAAGCUGCUGGAAACCAACUGGCUGGAGCUGCUGCUGGGAUCACUAAGACUGUUGUUGCAGUUGACUCCUCCAGCACCACAAAAGGUCAAACAUCACAAUGAAGGUGGCAGUUCUGUGUUUAUGCCUUAUCAGCAUCACUGCUGCAUGGCCAGUGAGUAAAACCAAGCAGCACGCCAUUUCUGCCAGUUCUGAAGAAAAAUAUGACCCCAAGGGCCAUCACACACGCAGAUACCACCACGUGAAUUCUCAGUCUUGGGAGAGUCUGCAACAGCCACAGAAUGACCUGGCGUCACCUCAGCAGACUCUCUACUCUUCAGAGGAAAGUGUGGAUGUCCCAGAACAGCAGUUCCCUGAUGUGUCAAGCAAGAGCCAUGAAGAUGUGGAUGAUAAUGAUGAUGAUGAUAAUGAUUCCAAUGACACAGAUGAAUCUGAUGAGGUUGUCACAAGUUUUACCACAGACAUUCCAGUAACUGCACCAUUCCCACCUUCCCCCUUCACCCGGGGAGACAAUGCUGGCAGAGGCGACAGCGUGGCCUACAGAAUGAGGGCAAAAGCCUCAGUGGUGAAAUCUAGCAAACUCCGCAAAGCUGCAAAGAAGCUCAUUGACUAUGAUGUCACUGAGGAAGAUGAGAGUGCCCUGGAUGCAGACAGCCAGCAAGUGGGGCUCUCCCAGGAGCAUCCUGCUGCCCACCGCUCCCUGGUGAAACACAUCAGCAGGGAAUGGGCUGACAAGAGCCAUCAGCAGGACAGCAGCGAGCUGGACAGCAAGCAGCAUGACCAGAGCCUGGAAAAUGACAGCCGGCAGAAGUUCGAUAGCCAUGAGGCAGACGAUGAUAGCAAGGCUGGUGUCAGAGAGUAUAGCCACCACAGCAUGGAAAGCAGGGAGAGCCAGGUCCGCGUUUCAGCCGAGACCCCUGAUGAUAACAGCAACCAAACGUUGGAGAGUGCCGAGGAUGCUCGAGACCGUCACAGCAUCGAGAACAACGAAGUCACUCUUUAAAGGGAGGCAGAUAUAGUAUCUCCCUUCUCUUCAAAUUCCUAACUGGGGGGGGGGGAUGGGCGUAGCUUCGUGUCGGGUAACCGUUUGUAAAUGUAGAGCGCGUGGUGACUUUUGGGGUUCAGGGCAGCUUCUUUUACCCAGUGGCCUCCCCUUGGCUGCAGGUGCGUGGGGAAGCAAGUCUGAUGCUGUCAGGCGCACAGAACGAGCGUUACCUCUGUGGCAUGCUGCUGUAUGUACUGCCAGCCUGCUGGAUUUAAAUAAA